AUGGCUCCGAUCAAGCGACGGACUUUCACUGGCUGUGACACCUGUCGAAAUCGCAAGGUCAAGUGCGACGGCCGGCGGCCGCAGUGUCUGCGCUGCGAAAAGGCCAACGUCGAGUGUCUUGGCUACGGGAUCCGUCUUCGCUUUUACGAGUAUCUUAUCGCUGGUCCGAGAGGUCUCGAGGUGAGUGGGGGCGGUCCGGUUGUCCAACAUCAGCGCAGACAUGUUCCCUUCAUGAGAUUUCGCAACGGCUAUUUAUUUCCAGAAGACAUGGACUCUGAUUUGGACAAGAUUGACAGCAGCGAGGAGCGAUUUAUUGGGCCCUUUGGGGUGUUCCGCUUGAAUAAAGAAGAGAAGGUCGAGCGGACAGCUUUUGCUGCGGCGCCGUCGUCGUUUGUUGCGCCGUCCUUCGAAACGAUAAUUCCUCGGGAAUUGUGGCUGCACCCGCGGUUGCAAGUGGAUGCCCUGUUGACGUACCGGACAAUGAUAGGAGACGCUAUGGUCAACACCAACGACUGGGAGACGGUAAAGCGGGAGGUUUUUGCUGAGUAUUACGGCAGCACGCCGCGCAACAGGCUUGUGGACCGGAUCAUGCUGGGUGACUCCGAGAACGAGGCCAUAACAGAGAGAUUUCUGAAAAAAUUAGUGCUGGAGCUGGGUGCCCAGAGCACGGGCGAUCUAUUUCUUGAUUUUCUCGAGCACCCCAAGACACGCGGCUGGAUCCAGCAGUUUUCGCGCCAGUGUACUAGUCUGGUAUUUGUGGCGUACAAAGACGGCAUUUUGGACAAGCUGGUGGUGCCGACUCUGCUUCGAGACGUUGGCGAGCUGGUGGUGCAAAAGGCCCGGGAAUCAGAACAUGGCAGUUUAUUCAAGCUGCUGAAACAGACGUUCGUGCUGGAGUCGCUCGCAAUUUCGACGCUGGGCAGGUACCAGGCGCUAUUUGACGUUUCCGGAGAACACGAGAGCUCGAUGUCUCUGCUGCGCGCGUUCAUUUUUUUGCGCGAGGCCAGUCUGGCCAACCUGAGCCGUGUGCUGAGUGCGCUGGUGAGUGUGAAGUGCGAGCGGCCGGAGGUGACGAACCACGAGCUGCUGGACGCGAUGCUGCAGAACGGCCUCAUUGACCAGCUACUGAUGGUGAUUUUGAUGGCCAUCAAAGUGGACGAGUCCAUGAGCAUUUUCCACAACUACAAGUUUUUGCACGGUGUUGCGGGCGGCAUCGGCAAGUUUCUCGAGACGCGCGAGCCGGCGAGCAGUGCCAGAGACCUUCUUCUGUGGCUGCGGUACCUCAACAUGUUUUUCAAGUCGACCUCGAUCAUCGAUAUUGAGAAUUACCAUUUAGAGGAGGAAAAAGUGGACCUCAAGGAGGUGGUUCUGCCGGCAGAGGACCCGACAAAAAUUGAAAUCAAGCAGCUGGUGGUGGAGGAGAGCUGGGAGAACGUUCAACUCAGCAACGUGCCGCGCAAGCUGGCUCUACGCCCGCCAGUCGAGGAUAAACCUCCGCGAAAAUACGUGGUACAAUUCACCUACGGCCAGGAGCUGGAGUCGGAGGACGAUGAGGAGGACGACAACGAGGACGAAGGCGAGCCGAUUCGGUUCAAAUUCCCUAUCACAGACCUCCCCUUCUCUCCUAUCGAGCUCAGUUUCGGAAUCCCCCGCAGUCUGCUCGAGCUGAUGGAGCGCACAGUCGAGCUGUCCGACCACAGAAAUUAUAUUCUGCGGAAAAAAGUGUAUCCACGCAAUUUCCCGAAACAGUGCUGCGACCUGGAAGAGGACCUGCGCAACUGGAAGCUUCCCUGGGUGCUGUACGAGCAGCGUGACAGCGUGCUGUAUUUUUACAGCCCCGUGCACGAGAGCGUGUACCAUCUAUCGGUGUGCUUUUACUACACCACGCUCAUGUUUUUCUACCGCAUAAUUAAAGAGUCGCACCCCAGCCAGCUGCAGCGCCACGUGGCGUCCACUCUGUACCAUUUGGAGGCCCUGUGGAACCUGAAGCUGAGGGUGCGUCGAACGGCCGAUUUGCGAGUGAACCUGCCGUUUUGGUGCUUUUUCCUGUCUGGCUCCGACGCUCUGGACGAGGAGCUCCAGACCCGCUACGACAUUCUUGGCCGCACCGCGUUCGACGCGGGCGACCGCUGGAUCGGCAAACAGGCGCUGUUUGAGAUUUGGCGCGGUCGCAACAGCGCCGAUGACGAGCUACGUGUCGCUUCGUGGCUCGAUCUGGUGAAAUACUGGCAAAUCGGUGGAUACUUGUAA
Molecule: messenger RNA, 2250 nt
Organism: Ogataea angusta
Lineage: Eukaryota; Fungi; Ascomycota; Pichiomycetes; Pichiales; Pichiaceae
Exons: 1
Coding region: 1-2250 (749 amino acids)
Biological process (GO): positive regulation of transcription by RNA polymerase II
Cellular component (GO): nucleus
Molecular function (GO): transcription cis-regulatory region binding; zinc ion binding; DNA-binding transcription factor activity, RNA polymerase II-specific
Source: RefSeq, a predicted model, not a curated record